Messenger RNA from Carassius carassius (crucian carp), 1993 nucleotides. Its product is annotated as zinc finger protein 501-like. Gene Ontology annotation, molecular function: RNA polymerase II cis-regulatory region sequence-specific DNA binding; DNA-binding transcription factor activity, RNA polymerase II-specific. The transcript has 2 exons. The record is from RefSeq and is a predicted model, not a curated record. Gene Ontology annotation, biological process: regulation of transcription by RNA polymerase II. The coding region runs from base 214 to 1932 and encodes 572 amino acids. Lineage: Eukaryota; Metazoa; Chordata; Actinopteri; Cypriniformes; Cyprinidae.
AGACGCCAUUAAACUUCAGAGGAAGAAGUUUAGUUUCACCGCGUUCUUUGUUGUAGUUAUGUUGGGAUGCUGCAUUCAAACAGACAUGUUUCUUUUAAGAGAAAAAUACCGUUUUUGAAUCAGGUCAGUAAAUACCUGUAAUAUUCUCAUCCUCACAGUCGUGACUAAGUUUUGAAACAAGCAGGAAUAUCAUCUGAACUGAGAUCUGCUGCUAUGAAAAUGGAGUUUGUUAAAGAAGAGCGUGAAGAAAACAUGAGUGAACCAGAAACCUGGAGAAUAAAACAAGAGGAACCAGAAACCUGGAGAAUAAAACACGAGGAACCAGAAACCUGGAGAAUAAAAAACGUGGAACCAGAAACCUGGAGAAUAAAACACGAGGAACCAGAAACUAUAAGAAUAAAACAGGAGGAACCAGAAACCUGGAGAAUAAAAAACGUGGAACCAGAAACCUGGAGAAUCAAACAAGAGGAACCAGUAACUAUAAGAAUAAAACACGAGGAACCAGAAACCUGGAGAAUAAAACACGAGGAACCAGAAACCUGGAGAAUAAAACAAGAGGAACCAGAAACCUGGAGAAAAAAACACGAGGAACCAGAAACUAUAAGAAUAAAACACGAGGAACCAGAAACCUGGAGAAUAAAACACGAGGAACCAGAAACCUGGAGAAUAAAACACGAGGAACCAGAAACCUGGAGAAUAAAACACGAGGAACCAGAAAUCUGGAUAAUAAAACACGAGGAACCAGAAACCUGGAGAAUAAAACAGGAGAAACAAGGAGAGUUCAUUGAAGAAAUAGAGGAGAAUGAAGAAUCAAGUGAAGUUGAGGAGAAAAAUCAUGUCAAAACUGGAGGAAAACCUUUGAGUUGCUCUCAAACCAAACAGAAAGAUUUUAAGGAAAAAAGAGUCAAGAAAGCUUUCACCUGCACUCAGUGUGGAAAUGGAUUCACACACAAAACAGGUUUUGAGCGUCACAUGAGAAUUCAUACUGGAGAGAAACCAUUCUCUUGCGAUCAGUGCGGGAAGAGUUUCACACAAUCAUCAUACCUUAAGAGACACAUGAACAUCCACACUGAAGAGAAGCAGCACGCAUGUGAUCAAUGCGGUAAAAUGUUUUUAUGGGCUUCACACCUGAAGAAACACUUGAAAGUUCAUUCAAAGGAGAAGCCACAUUCAUGUCAUUUGUGUGGUAAGAGUUUUUUGCAUCUACAAAGUUUGAAAGAACAUCAGAAAAUACAUACUGGUAUGAGAGAGUACAUGUGCUUUGAGUGUGAAAAGACUUUUAGUUCAGUGAGCAGUUUAAAACAGCACCAGAGGAUCCACACUGAACUGAAACCUUGUAAGUGUUCACACUGUGACCAGAGAUUUAAUCAGUUAUCAAAUUUGAAAACACACGAGAGGAUCCACACUGGAGAGAAACCUUACAAGUGUUCACACUGUGAUGAGAGAUUCAGUCAUUCAUCAAAUCUGAAAACACAUGAGAUGAUCCACAAUGGAGAGAAACCUUACAAGUGUUCACACUGUGACAAGAGAUUUGGUCAGUCAGCAAAUCUAAAAACACAUGAGAGGAUUCACACAGGAGAGAAACCUUACAAGUGUUCACACUGUGACAAGAGAUUCAGUGAUUCAUCAAGUCAGAAAACACAUGAGAGAAUCCACACUGGAGAGAAACCUUACAAGUGUUCACACUGUGACAAGAGAUUCAGUGAUUCAUCAAGUCAGAAAACACAUGAGAGAAUCCACACUGGAGAUAAACCUUAUAAGUGUUCACACUGUGACAAGAGAUUCAGUGGUUCAUCAACUCUGAAAACACACGAGAGGAUUCACACUGGAGAGAAACCUUACAAGUGUUCACACUGUGACAAGAAAUUCAGUCAGUCAAUACAUCUGAAAGCACACGAGAGGAUUCACACUGGAGAGAAACCAUAUCACUAAAAACAAAAUCUGAAAAUGACACCUUUGCGUUUUCGUGUGUACAGCCAAUCUGUAUAUUUUG